AUGGUCUUUUCAGACUUCCGCCCGGCAUUGAUGAGAGACGCAUCGUCAUUGUACGGUGAAAUAAGAGGUGUUACUUUAAAAGUUGCGAGUUAAAUAUCAGCAUGGCUUUACCACGAGUCUUCAUGGAUGUGAUUGCUGACGGCCAGCCACUAGGAAGGAUUGUUAUUGAGUUGAAAGCUGAUGUUACUCCCAAAACUUGUGAAAACUUCAGAGCGCUGUGUACUGGUGAGAAGGGCUUUGGAUACAAAGGAUCGAUCUUCCAUCGUGUGAUCCCUAACUUCAUGCUCCAAGGAGGUGACUUCACAAACCACAAUGGCACUGGUGGGAAAUCUAUCUAUGGCGAGAAAUUCGCUGAUGAAAACUUUGUCCUGAAGCACACUGGACCUGGAGUCCUUUCCAUGGCUAAUGCUGGACCUGAUACCAAUGGAUCCCAAUUCUUCAUCACCACUGUCAAGACCACCUGGCUUGAUGGAAGACAUGUUGUCUUCGGCAAUGUCAUUGAAGGAAUGGAUGUUGUAAAACAAGUAGAAGCUUUUGGUUCACAAUCUGGAAAGCCCUCUAAGAAAGUUGUCAUUGCUGAUUGCGGCCAGCUUUCUUAAUACUAUAUGUAAUAUGCAAUAUUUUAAGUUUAUAAAGUCCUUUUAUGUAAUAUCUUCCCAGUAAAAAUAAACUAAUUGUAUAGGUUACUGUGGCUCAUUCCAAUUUUGUUAUAAAGGUUAUAACAGCUAUGCUCUACACGGCAAAUCCAUACUGCAUUUAUCUCUAUGCAUGUUCUAUUCAUAAUAAAUUAAUUUAUACUUA
Messenger RNA from Leptidea sinapis, 801 nucleotides. It is a transcript of the gene Cypa, whose product is annotated as peptidyl-prolyl cis-trans isomerase. Gene Ontology annotation, cellular component: intracellular membrane-bounded organelle. The record is from RefSeq and is a predicted model, not a curated record. Gene Ontology annotation, molecular function: peptidyl-prolyl cis-trans isomerase activity. Gene Ontology annotation, biological process: protein folding; protein peptidyl-prolyl isomerization. The coding region runs from base 102 to 599 and encodes 165 amino acids. Lineage: Eukaryota; Metazoa; Arthropoda; Insecta; Lepidoptera; Pieridae. The transcript is spliced from 2 exons.